UCCAGGCUCGACGUCGUCUGCGACGCCACCUCCAUGACCGUCACGCUCGACUUCGACGGUCCCUUCAACGGCGUCGUCUACAGCAAGGGCCACUUCAGCGACUCACGCUGCAGAUACGUGAAAGCUGGGAGCAACAAAUCUUCCUUCAAGUUCAACAUUCCAGUCAAAGGCUGUGGAACGGUUCCUUCAGGAGGAUUCGGCAAGACAGUCGACAAUAUCAUCGUCAUCCAGACGGAAGAUGACGUACAGGAGGCGUGGGACAUCGCGCGCAAGGUGUCGUGCGCCACGGCGAGCCUGCAGGAGAAGACGGUGCUCUUCCGGCCGUUCGUCGUCGACAUGCUCGAGGUGGUCUCCGUGCCGGUGACCACGGGGACCGUCGACUGCUGGAUGGACAUCCGCCGCGGCUACUUCCCCAACACGUCUCCGCUCGGGGAGAUCAUCAAGAUUGGGGAGCCGUUGACGGUGCUGGUGUACAUCAAGGACAGCGAGCGACGCUACGACGUGCGCGUGCGCGACUGCUGGGCGUACGACAGCGAGGACUACGAGGCGGCCGACACGCAGAAGCUGCAGCUCACCGGGCCCGACGGCUGCCCAAAGAAACGAAAGCUGAUCGGCUACUGGCAGACAACAACAGAUGUCGGAAAGACGGAUGCGAGUAUAAUUGCUUACAACAAUAUUUCGGCUUUCAAGUUUCCAGACAGAAUGCAAGUCUACCUAACUUGUAACAUAGAGAUAUGCUCCGGACAAUGCACUGGGAAGUGUCAAGAAACCCAGGUAACAACAGUACAAACAGAGUUACCACCAAAUUGCUACCCUGGUGCCACUGAUCCUCGAUGCCCCAUCCCAACUACCCAGCAAAUUCCAACGACACCAUCACGAUGUUAUCCAGGUUCACUAGACCCUAGAUGCCCUCAAAUACCUACAACCACAACUCAAAGACCUCAAUGCUACCCAGGAUCUACAGAUCCCAAUUGUCCACAAUUCUCUACUACGACUACUACCCCCUACCAAAGAUGUUUCCCAGGAUCUACAGAUCCCAGAUGUCCUAAACAAACAACUACAACUUCAACACAACCUCCUUUGCGCUGCUUUCCGGGAUCUCUAGAUCCCAGGUGCCCAAAAACAACAACAUUUGCACCACAAACCACCACAGCCAAACUUGUUUGCUAUCCAGGCUCUACUGAUCCGAGAUGUCCAAGAACAACUACUCAGCCACCUACAAGACAACCAUCAUGUUACCCAGGAUCACCAGAUCCUCGAUGCCCAGCAACAAUCACCCCACCAGCGCGAUGUUACCCGGGAUCUACAGAUCCCAGAUGUCCAAGGCCUACUACUACAACUUCAACACAAACCCCUCUGCGCUGCUAUCCUGGAUCUCUUGAUCCCAGAUGCCCACAAACAACUACAUUUGCACCACCAACUACCACUCGCAAAUCAGUUUGCUAUCCGGGAUCAACUGAUCCAAGAUGUCUGAGAACAACCACUACUUACCGACCAACUACUACUACAGAAAGGCCACUUGUUUGCUAUCCGGGUUCUACAGAUCCCCGAAGUCCCAAACCUCCAACCACUCCUAGGUGCUAUCCAGGCUCUACAGACCCACGCUGCCCCCCACCACAAACAACACCGACAGUUCCUGUCUGUUAUCCAGGGUCAACAGAUCCACGCUGUCCUCAAACAACCUUGAUACCCAGAACAAGUACUCCAGGUAGCACAUACCUCCCACCUACCACGACUGAGAGGCCGCUGGUCUGCUAUCCAGGCUCUACUGACCCAAGAUGUCCAAGACCAACCACUCAACCGCCUACUAGGCAACCAUCUUGCUACCCAGGAUCACUAGAUCCUCGGUGCCCAACAACAACCACGCCACCAGCACGGUGUUACCCAGGCUCUACAGAUCCGAGAUGCCCUAGACCCACCACUACAACUUCAACACAACCCCCUCCACGCUGCUAUCCUGGAUCUCUUGACCCCAGGUGCCCAAAAACCACUGCAUUUGUACCAUCCACAACAACUGCUAGACCUCCCUGCUAUCCAGGCUCAACCGAUCCAAAGUGCCCCAAACCAACCACCACAUAUCGACCACCUACUACUACAGAACGCCCACUUGUUUGUUAUCCUGGCUCAACAGAUCCUCGCUGUCCACAACCUACCACAAGGCCAACUACCCCAGGUAGCACUUACCUACCACCAAUUACGACAACUGUGCGACAACCGACCUGUUACCCAGGUUCUCUAGAUCCCCGUUGUCCAAGACCAACUACAACCUCAACUCCACCCCCACGAUGCUACCCAGGAUCUACAGAUCCCAGAUGUCCUAAAACAACUACCACCACCCCUGCACCAAGAUGUUUCCCAGGAUCUACAGACCCAAGAUGUCCUAAACCAAUCACUACCACGACCACAACAACUCCAUUACGCUGUUACCCAGGCUCUCUAGAUCCUCGGUGUCCACAGACUACAACAUAUGCACCACCUACCACUACUCCAAGACUUGUUUGUUAUCCUGGUUCAACUGACCCUAGGUGUCCCAGACCUACCACCACAUACCGACCACCUACUACAACAGAGCGCCCACUUGCUUGUUAUCCUGGUUCAACUGAUCCUCGUUGUCCAAAACCUCCCACAACACCAAGGUGCUUCCCAGGUUCAACUGAUCCAAGAUGUCCACCACCGUAUACAACACCAAGCACACCUGCGUGUUAUCCAGGAUCACCAGAUCCACGCUGUCCACAAACGACCACGAGACCUCGAACAAGUACUCCAGGUAGCACAUACCUCCCACCACCUACAACUAUUAAGCCUCCAGUGUGCUACCCAGGCUCAACUGAUCCAAGAUGUCCAAGAACAACUACUCAGCCACCUACAAGACAACCAUCUUGUUACCCUGGAUCACCAGAUCCCAGAUGCCCAGCAACAACCACCCCACCAGCUAGAUGUUACCCAGGAUCUACAGAUCCCAGAUGUCCAAGGCCUACUACUACAACUUCAACACAACCCCCUCCACGCUGCUAUCCUGGAUCUCUUGAUCCCAGGUGCCCACAAACAACUACAUUCGCACCACCUACCACCACUCGCAAACCAGCUUGCUAUCCGGGAUCAAUUGAUCCAAGGUGCCCAAGAACAACCACUACUUACCGACCAACUACUACUACUACUGAAAGGCCACCUGUUUGCUAUCCGGGUUCUACAGAUCCCCGAUGUCCCAAACCUCCAACCACUCCUAGGUGCUAUCCAGGCUCUACAGACCCACGCUGCCCACCACCACAAACAACACCAGCAAAUCCUGUCUGUUAUCCAGGUUCAACAGAUCCACGCUGUCCUCAAACAACCUUGAUACCCAGAACAAGUACUUCAGGUAGCACAUACCUCCCACCACCUACAACAAUUAAUCCUCCAGUCUGCUACCCAGGCUCAACUGACCCAAGAUGUCCAAGACCAACCACUCAACCGCCUACUAGGCAACCAUCUUGCUACCCAGGAUCACUAGAUCCUCGGUGCCCAACAACAACCACACCACCAGCACGGUGUUACCCAGGCUCUACAGAUCCGAGAUGCCCUAGACCCACCACUACAACUUCAACACAACCCCCUCCACGCUGCUAUCCUGGAUCUCUUGACCCCAGGUGCCCAAAAAUCACUACAUUUUUACCAUCCACAACAACUGCUAGACCUCUGUGCUAUCCAGGCUCAACCGAUCCAAGGUGCCACAAACCAACCACCACAUAUCGACCACCUACUACUACAGAACGCCCACUUGUUUGUUAUCCUGGCUCAACAGAUCCUCGCUGUCCACAACCUACCACAAGGCCAACUACUCCAGGUAGCACUUACCUACCACCAAUUACGACAACUGUGCGACAGCCUACCUGUUACCCAGGUUCUCUAGAUCCCCGUUGUCCAAGACCAACUACAACCUCAACUCCACCCCCACGAUGCUACCCAGGAUCUACAGAUCCCAGAUGUCCUAAAACAACUACCACCACCCCUGCACCAAGAUGUUUCCCAGGAUCUACAGACCCAAGAUGUCCUAAACCAAUCACUACCACGACAACAACAACUCCAUUACGCUGUUACCCAGGCACUCUAGAUCCUCGGUGUCCACAGACUACAACAUAUGCACCACCUACCACUACUCCAAGACUUGUUUGUUAUCCUGGUUCAACUGACCCUAGGUGUCCCAGACCUACCACUACAUACCGACCACCCACUACAACAGAGCGACCACUUGUAUGUUAUCCUGGUUCAACUGAUCCUCGUUGUCCAAAACCUCCCACAACACCAAGGUGCUUCCCAGGUUCGACUGAUCCAAGAUGUCCACCACCGUAUACAACACCAAGCACACCUGUGUGUUAUCCAGGAUCGCCAGAUCCACGCUGUCCACAAACGACCACAAGACCUAGAACAAGUACUCCAGGAAGCACAUAUCUCCCACCACCUACAACUAUUAAACCUCCAGUCUGCUACCCAGGCUCAACUGACCCAAGAUGUCCAAGAACAACUACUCAGCCACCUACAAGACAACCAUCUUGUUACCCUGGAUCACCAGAUCCCAGAUGCCCAGCAACAACCACCCCACCAGCUAGAUGUUACCCAGGAUCUACAGAUCCCAGAUGUCCAAGGCCUACUACUACAACUUCAACACAACCCCGUCCACGCUGCUAUCCUGGAUCUCUUGAUCCUAGGUGCCCACAAACAACUACAUUUGCACCACGUACCACCACUCGCAAACCAGUUUGCUAUCCAGGAUCGACUGAUCCAAGGUGCCCAAGGACAACGACUACUUACCGACCUACUACUACUACUGAAAGGCCACUUAUUUGCUAUCCGGGUUCUACAGAUCCCCGAUGUCCCAUACCUCCAACCACUACUAGGUGCUAUCCAGGCUCUACAGACCCACGCUGCCCACCACCACAAACAACACCAGCAACUCCUGUCUGUUAUCCAGGUUCAACAGAUCCACGCUGCCCACAGACAACUUUCAUACCCAGAACAAGUACUCCAGGUAGCACAUACCUCCCACCACCUACAACAAUUAAGCCUCCAGUCUGCUACCCAGGCUCAACUGACCCAAGAUGUCCAAGACCAACCACUCAACCGCCUACUAGGCAACCAUCUUGCUACCCAGGAUCACUAGAUCCUCGGUGCCCAACAACAACCACACCACCAGCACGGUGUUACCCAGGCUCUACAGAUCCGAGAUGCCCUAGACCCACCACUACAACUUCAACACAACCCCCUCCACGCUGCUAUCCUGGAUCUCUUGACCCCAGGUGCCCAAAAACCACUACAUUUUUACCAUCCACAACAACUGCUAGACCUCUGUGCUAUCCAGGCUCAACCGAUCCAAGGUGCCCCAAACCAACCACCACAUAUCGACCACCUACUACUACAGAACGCCCACUUGUUUGUUACCCUGGCUCAACAGAUCCUCGCUGUCCACAACCUACCACAAGGCCAACUACCCCAGGUAGCACUUACCUACCACCAAUUACGACAACUGUGCGACAACCGACCUGUUACCCAGGUUCUCUAGAUCCCCGUUGUCCAAGACCAACUACAACCUCAACUCCACCCCCACGAUGCUACCCAGGAUCUACAGAUCCCAGAUGUCCUAAAACAACUACCACCACCCCUGCACCAAGAUGUUUCCCAGGAUCUACAGACCCAAGAUGUCCUAAACCAAUCACUACCACGACCACAACAACUCCAUUACGCUGUUACCCAGGCUCUCUAGAUCCUCGGUGUCCACAGACUACAACAUAUGCACCACCUACCACUACUCCAAGACUUGUUUGUUAUCCUGGUUCAACUGACCCUAGGUGUCCCAGACCUACCACUACAUACCGACCACCUACUACAACAGAGCGCCCACUUGUUUGUUAUCCUGGUUCAACUGAUCCUCGUUGUCCAAAACCUCCCACAACACCAAGGUGCUUCCCAGGUUCAACUGAUCCAAGAUGUCCACCACCGUAUACAACACCAAGCACACCAGUGUGUUAUCCAGGAUCGCCAGAUCCACGCUGUCCACAAACGACCACGAGACCUAGAACAAGUACUCCAGGUAGCACUUACCUUCCACCACCUACAACUAUUAAGCCUCCAGUCUGCUACCCAGGCUCAACUGAUCCAAGAUGUCCAAGAACAACUACUCAGCCACCUACAAGACAACCAUCUUGUUACCCUGGAUCACCAGAUCCCAGAUGCCCAGCAACAACCACCCCACCAGCUAGAUGUUACCCAGGAUCUACAGAUCCCAGAUGUCCAAGGCCUACUACUACAACUUCAACACAACCCCGUCCACGCUGCUAUCCUGGAUCUCUUGAUCCCAGGUGCCCACAAACAACUACAUUUGCACCUCCAACCACCACUCGCAAACCAGUUUGCUAUCCAGGGUCGACUGAUCCGAGGUGUCCAAGAACAACCACUACUUACCGACCAACUACUACUACUGAAAAGCCACUUGUUUGUUAUCCUGGUUCUACAGAUCCCCGUUGUCCAAAACCUCCUACAACACCAAGAUGUUUUCCUGGCUCAACAGAUCCCCGCUGUCCACAACCUACCACAAGGCCAACUACUCCAGGUAGCACGUACCUACCACCAGUUACCACAACUGUACGACAACCCAUCUGUUAUCCAGGUUCUCUAGAUCCCCGUUGUCCAAAACCAACUACAACCUCAACUCCACCCCCACGAUGCUACCCAGGAUCUACAGAUCCCAGAUGUCCUAAAACAACUACCACCACCCCUGCACCAAGAUGUUUCCCAGGAUCUACAGAUCCGAGAUGUCCUAAACCAAUCACUACCACAACGACAACAACUCCAUUACGCUGUUACCCUGGAUCUUUAGAUCCUCGGUGUCCACAGACUACAACAUAUGCACCACCUACCACUACUCCAAGACUUGUUUGUUAUCCUGGUUCAACUGACCCUAGGUGUCCCAGACCUACCACCACAUACCGACCACCUACUACAACAGAGCAACCACUUGUUUGUUAUCCUGGUUCAACUGAUCCUCGAUGUCCAAAACCUCCCACAACACCAAGGUGCUUCCCAGGUUCGACUGAUCCAAGGUGUCCACCACCGUAUACAACACCAAGCACGCCUGUGUGUUACCCAGGAUCGCCAGAUCCACGUUGUCCACAAACGACCACGAGACCUAGAACAAGUACUCCAGGAAGCACUUACCUCCCACCACCUACAACUAUUAAACCUCCAGUCUGCUACCCUGGCUCAACUGAUCCAAGAUGUCCAAGAACAACUACUCAGCCACCUACGAGACAGCCAUCAUGUUACCCAGGUUCACUGGACCCUCGAUGCCCUAGGCCAACAACAACCACAACAAGAACCACUAGUCUUCAGUGCUACCCUGGCUCCUCUGAUCCUAGGUGUCCACAAACUUCUACUCCUUAUCCCAUCCCCACAACAACUGUUAGACUUGUAUGUUAUCCUGGAUCCUCCGACCCAAGAUGUCCUAGGCCUUCAACUACUACAUUUUCGCCACCUCAAUGCUAUCCUGGCUCUCCAGAUCCACGAUGCCCACAAACCACUACCGAACGUGCUCCAAUAUGUUAUCCAGGUUCACCUGAUCCGCGGUGUCCUAAAAUACCGUCAAUACCUACAACUAUAGCACCACCUACAUUUACAACACCAUUCUACUGUCCAUGUCUUACAGAACAUCCUCCAGAAUGUUUUCCAGGUAGUCUUGAUCCAAGGUGUCCAACGACAACUAAGAAACCUAUUUUACCUCCAAUAUGUUUUCCAGGUUCAAAUGAUCCUAGAUGCCAAACUUCACCUCCGUACACAACCUCAUCACCACUAUGCUUCCCUGGGUCCCCAGAUCCAAGAUGCUCAACAGUACCUCGGACAUCAACUCCUGGUCCAAGUUAUUUACCACCUGUUGUCUCAACCACAGUUGGAGUAAAGCCAGAGGUACCAUCUGGCUGCUAUCCAGGGUCCCCAGACAAGAACUGUGCAGCUGACAGCACAAUAAAUAUUGAAACAGAUGUGAAACCCCCUAAAUGUUUCCCUGGAACAGAUGAUGCAGACUGUUUUGAUGGAGAAGAUGGUUCUGCUAUAUUUCCUAUAAUAAGGACAACAACAAGGAAAUCUGUACCAGUAGUUUCCAAGGAUGACUUUCAUGGAAAGGAUCAAGAUCCUAGAUACCAUGCAUUCCAUUCAUGGCUGUUUGAACCUCAAAAAAUUGGUCGCAGGCGUAAAAUUUUUCAUCGCAGCAUUGAUGAAGAAAACAUUUCUCAAACACAUCACGUGACCAAACGGGAAGUUGAGCAGCAAGUUGUUGCCAUAACAAUCGGAGUACGUGGGCUUAUGGUUGGCACUGAAAAUGAUCUUCGGUCACACUCACUAGUUAAACGAGAUCUUCAAUAUGAUGUCCACCCUCAACAAGUUCAAGGAGAGCUCACAAAUACAUCAGUUACAAUUGUAGCUACAGUUGCAGUAAUAAUUAGUGCAGUUGCAGCUGUUUCAUACAUUUUUUUAAGAAUUCAUAAAAAUCGCAACAAACAGCGAUCAGAAAGGGUUAUAACAACUAUGCCGGAACUGAAAUAGCGAAUUCAAAUCAACAAAUCUGUCUUUUCUAAGAGUUUCUACAAAGAAACACUCAAAAGUGCAUCUUUUACUUUAACAAUUUGUGGUAUAAGUUAUGUGUAAUAUUUAUUCUCCAUUAUAUGGAGCUUGUAGCCUGACUUACACCACAAAUCCAGUACCUACAUGUCUUCAAGAGAAAACUGGUUUUGUGCAAACACACAAUAAAUUUUUAUAUAAAUUGUUCCUAAAUUAAAGCACAGGCAGUGUGUAUUUUAUACAUUAUAGAAAAACAAAAAUAAUAUUUUUAUGUGUGGACACAUUCAUAUGAGAUAAAAGGUGAUUAUUGCAGAAGUUUGAUUGUGAAAAUUUCAUCAAAUUGCUUCACUCUCAGGGAGUUUUCAUAGAACAAUAAUAAUUUGUGCUCUUAGAUAAUAGCAGAUAAUAUCUUCCAUUACAUAUUGAGUUACUGAUACACUCAAUAUUCAAAUUAUGAUAAAAGUAAUGCUUUUUAUCCUACUUUUGCUCUACUAAAUUGAAGUUUUUUAAUCUGGCUGAGACAGUUCUUCAGCAUUAAAUAUGAAAGCUUUAAAAAGAAAUGAAAGCAAAAAGCACAAAUUAAUGUCUCUAAAAUUUAUAGCAAGACUGUUUUGUCCUGAGCACAAAUUAAUAUGGCAAACAAAAACUUCUCUAAACAACAGACAUAAGACUGAACCUCUAUGACAGAUUAAAUCUGUGCACCCAGGUACAUUGGCUUCUGCUAAAUGUUCACUGGCUACUGCUAACCCAGUGCCUCAGUUCCCUUCCUGAAAACUCUGAGCACAUAUGCAUAAAAUCAAGUUAUAAUCUCAAUUUGCUGAGGUGCUUCAGUCUCUCGUGAAAGUUCACUCAAGUGCACACUUUGUGACAUAAUUGAAUAUUCAUUCAGAAACUCUGACAUAAACAUUUGUUUCUCCAAAAUAUUGUAUACCUUAAGGAAACUGUAUACUUGUGCCAUAACUUAGCCAAUUUUCAACUACAGAAUUACAGUAUCUAAGUGAAAAACCAGUUUUAUAUUGCAACACAUAUAAAAAUUUCAUCAAAUACUUAAAUAAAAUUGGUGACUCUGCUGUAAUGUACUCAUUUAUCCAGUUAUACAAAAGUACCUUUGUUUACUAAGUAUUUUGUAAUACUUCCAUUUUGCUACAGUUCAAACAACCAAACCUCAAAAGUAUUGCUGAAACAACUUAAACUCUACAUUGCCAUAUUUUCUUACCAUAAGGAAGGCAUGUUGAGUUGCAGACAGGCACAAUUAACAGACACUUACACAAAGCUUUUGUCCACAGCCUUCAUCAGCAAAAGAGAAACACAGAUCAUUCAUACCCAGAAGCAAACACACCUCACACCAACUCUGGCAGCUCGGACCAGAAUACCUUUAGCUGAUGAAAGCUGUGGCUGAAAGCUUUGAGUAACUGUCCUUUAAUUGUGCCUGCCUGCAAUUUAAUGUGUCUUCUUUAGAGUAAGUAGCAAUCUAUCUUUACCUGAAUUGCUGAUACCGCUACCUAGAGUUUCCAUUGUUUGAUUUUACCAUAGUUUCUUGUUUGCGGUAAACGUAGUGGAAAUAAAAAUCCAACAAAGUGAUAUUUUAUAAUAAGUAAAACUACUGGUGACUCAAAAACUUAG
This is a messenger RNA of Schistocerca nitens (vagrant locust), 10206 nucleotides long. RefSeq names its product mucin-2-like. NCBI's taxonomy places the organism in Eukaryota, Metazoa, Arthropoda, Insecta, Orthoptera, Acrididae. The transcript has 7 exons. The annotation marks the transcript as partial. The record is from RefSeq and is a predicted model, not a curated record.